Brettanomyces nanus is the source of this 5658-nucleotide messenger RNA. RefSeq lists its product as uncharacterized. The transcript has 2 exons. Gene Ontology annotation, cellular component: mating projection tip; cellular bud neck; cell division site. Gene Ontology annotation, biological process: barbed-end actin filament capping; mitotic actomyosin contractile ring assembly; actin filament bundle assembly. Gene Ontology annotation, molecular function: small GTPase binding; actin binding. The record is from RefSeq and is a predicted model, not a curated record. NCBI's taxonomy places the organism in Eukaryota, Fungi, Ascomycota, Pichiomycetes, Pichiales, Pichiaceae. The coding region runs from base 1 to 5658 and encodes 1885 amino acids.
AUGAAUUCCGUCAAAGAAAUCGAGCAAAUGUUUGAAGAGGUGAUGACAAGUCGUGACUUUGGAAGUUUACCUGAAAAGGCGCGUCAUCAGAUGGAAAACUAUUCUCCUGAUAGGAAAUGGAUGCUUAUUCGCCAACACAAGUUAGCUGAGUUCAAGAAGCAAAAAAUGAAACAGCAAGAGGAGGUAGCAUUCAUGCCUCCUAAAAGAUAUUCUACCAUGUCCACUUCUGGUUCUUCUCGAAAGUCCAAGCUGCUGUAUCAACAGCAGCAGCAAACAGAAUCAUUGAUUCGUCAUUCAGACCCUACUUUUUAUGUGGGGCAACUCAUAAGUAACGAGAUUUCUCUUCAACAGUUAAAAGAGUUAGAUAUUUGUCUCAGUUCAGAGGAGAUCACAUGGACAGAAGAGUUUCUUCAUCAAGAGGGUGCUCUCUGCCUUUGCAACGUACUAAAUAAUCUUUACAAAACGUAUCCUACUCUUCCGAAAGAUGAGGAAAUUGUGAAGCCUGAGCAGCCAGCGGAUAAUAGUGAACAUAUUUCCAGAAAGCUGUUCACAAACAUCUCUGAGGAGUAUGCCAUUAUUCUGGAGAAAGAAAUGAGACUAUUCCGUUGCAUCAAAGUAAUUGCUGACCUUACCAUUGGCAUAGAAGAUCUGAAGAAGAGUGAUAUCUUUAUACAGUCAAUUUUUGGCGGCUUAUUUUCUGGUAAACCGCAGAUUCGAAAAUGGGCAACAGACAUCAUUACCUACUUCUAUCACAAAACAUCAUACAGUGAUACAAUAUACAAAACAAUGAGCCGGCCCAUGAACAAAAACGUCCACUUCAGGUUUAUUCAUGAUCUUUAUGUGGAGUCUGGCAACUUGGGUAUCUUAGAUCAGCGUUCACAAUACAUCCUCACAAAUAGAGACAAAAUCAAACGGUAUGAGGUAUGGCUCUGGGGAGUGCUCCGUUUACUUCAAGGCAGGGGUCGCAUGGGCUCUAAAGUGGGCGCUUAUCAGGAGUUUAGGUACUCUGGAACCGUAAACAACACAUUCCUCGCUGAAUAUGCGCUUUCAACGCUUUUACUUAUCAAUACAUUAAUUCAGAAGUCUGGAGCGCUGGCUCAGAGGACGAGGAUGCGCAGGUUGUUUAUUAGCUCUGGAUUGAGAGAGAUAUUUGAGUGCUUUAGAGGCUUGAAUAAUGCUGAAGUCAAUCACAGUAUCGCUAGUAUCGAGGCUGCCGAGCAAGAAGAUCAGGCAGAGCUACGACAGAUGGAAGAGUUUCGUAACGAUAAUAUUGAAUUCAAUGAUCCGGUGAGUCUUUUUGUGUCGAUGUGGAAAAAAAACAGAGGCUCAGAUGUCGGUAAAUACUUGCUUUCGAUCAUGCAGAACAUGUUUGUGAGCCAGUCGGGCAAUCUGACAGAAGCUGAUCCAGAACAGGUUAGCAGAAAUCUCAAAUUGGUGGACAAUUUUAUUAACAAUAUUACUAUGGUAUCUGGAGAUGAUGAUACUGAUAUGAAUAUUUCAAUAAACAAGCUCAUCGCGUCUUAUCAUACUGACGAGCUAGCACGUAAGGCAAUGUCAGAAGCGAGUGAAGCUAAAAAGAGAGUUGAAGAGGCAGAGGCAGAAAAGGAUAUUGCUCUUCAGCAACUUAAUGAAGGUUCUAAGGGUGUUGUUGAAGAUAUGAAAAAGGAACUUACUGAGAGAAGCCUAAUUCUCACCCGUCUGCGUGAAAAGCUUGACGAUAGGGAUAAAGAAGUGUCGGAACUUAAAAGGAAACGUAUAUUGGAUAAGCAUCAGCAAGAGAUGGAAAUGAGAGAGAUGUUAUUGUUGCUUCAUAGCUAUCAGGGUAUAAACGGUGGACAAGUACCUCUUGCUUCGAAUCAAUCUGCUCUUUCAGUUUCGCCGAGUGGGAAUGCCCCUACUCCAGAAUCUUCCAUUCCAUAUUCUGGUAGGUCGUCUACGGUGACAGAACUAGAGAAACGAUUGAAAACACGCGUGGAUAAGAGUAAAAUGGAAUCUCGCCGCCUUGGAUCGACAGGUGUCGAGCCAAGUGCUAGACUCCGUGAUCUACGUCUGAAAAUGGACUUACUGGAACGUGAAGCACGUGACUUGGAAAACAUGGACUUCGAAGAAUUUAGCGAGCAGAUACCGGAACCUCCAGUAAAAACGGGCAGAGAGACUGAUUUGGAGACGCUUACCAAGCUCAGAAGGAAACUAGAUCUGCUUCAGAAAGAUGCCAAUAAAGUAAUUAAAGUACAGGGAGAUUUGGCCCAUAGAGAAGACAUGAAAUUGCACAAGGUGGAGGCUUUGGAUAGACUUACAAAGUUGCAGCAGUACAUGGAGGACUUGAGAAAUACAGAAUCGGAAGAUGAGGAGCGUUCAUCGCAUAUGACGUUGGACCCGAAGUAUCAUAAACCCAAAGAACAUUCUGCGCAAUUAAACCAGGAACUUGACACUAUUGAGGGCCUUUGUCAGAAAUUGAAGGAGCAGCUGGCUACAGCUGGAGAUGAUCCUGCCGCUCUUUCUAGCACCUAUAAUCUACUCUCCAAGUUUGAGGAUAAAUAUUCAAAGGGAAAGAAAGUGCAACCAAAAGCUGACUAUUCGAACUCUACUGGAUCCUUACUGAGUAUUUCCGCAAAGAAAAUGGAUAAAGAGAGCAUGCGUCCAUUUCUUGGGGAAUUGGAAAGGAAAGUUGCACGCCAGGCUGCUAUUGGUGAGGCCGGCCCUUCGCAUCCGCAGGAGAAUGCUCCAAAAUUCAGACUACCUAUUUCUGCUGUACCUCUUAAUCCUGCUGAACGCGCUAGCCAGAUUAGAAAUACUAAACAAAAAUCAAUGGAUCCUUUGAGUGUCUCUAGCGUACCUGUUAAUGCAAAGUUUACUCAGGGCGUGAAUGCAAGCACUAACAUGAGUUCUAAUGCUGAUGCCAGCAGAGAUAACUCUGGUGUUAAAAUUUUGAGCAAUCAUUCAAAGCAAAACAAGGUUGGUAUACCUGCCGUGUCGGAAUCAAGUGGUGCCAAUCACAGCAAGAGCUAUAUCAGUGGGAGAAAUUCGCAUAAAACUUCGAAGUCAUCCUCUUCCGCUGGCCAUUUUAAUGAAAGAUCAUUAAGUGCCGUCACGGAUGAUAUUGAUACCAGCUUUGCUUUUGAUGCUGAUGAGAACGAAGUGGGUGUAGACGUCCGAGUCCCUUCUGGUGCGCACACUAUGACUGGUAGGGAAUCAGAUUAUACUGGCAACGACUCUUCUAAAAUUGCCAGUCAGCACAAGGUAUCCGAAAAGGUUAGACAUAAGCUGAACAAUGCAUCCAUCUCUUUGGAAUAUUUAUCAUCUGAAUCAGACGAAGAAGGAGAUGAUAGUACAACUCAUACUACAGGCCCCGCAAGCACGCCAUCUCGAUAUCGUCAUCAUCAUCAUCAUCAUCAUCAUCAUCACGAUAUCCAACCGAAGAAGACUGUGCAGGUGUUGCCUUCACGCCGUUCUGGUUCUUCAGAUUCUAGCACAGCAUCAUCUUCAUAUUCUGCUCCCCUGGUGAGCGCCAAAUCUUCGCCGGUCAAGUGCGUGGUUAAAAAGGAAGCUGCUUUACCUCCACCCCCACCUCCUCCACUUCCUUCGAUGUUUACAAAGAAGGUAGAUGAAGAGUCGCCUACUGCUGCUAAGAUAUCGUCAACACCACCACCACCACCACCACCACCGCUUCCCCUUUCACUGGAUUCUUCAUCCACUAGAUCUUCUCCUAUUCCGGCCCCGCCUCCACUGCCCACUGGCAAGCCGAGAACCCCUACUCCUUCACCUUCACCUAUCGUGGAAACUGGUCCUUUCGAUAUGCUUCCGAGACCGAAGAAGAAGUUAAAACAACUUCAUUGGGAGAAACUUGAAGACACAGAGGACUCAUUCUGGGCAAAUAUGGGAUCUGAGGAGAUGGCAAGACAGCUGCUACAUAACGGUGUGUUUGAUGAGAUUGAGAUUAUUUUUGCGGCUAAAGAGGCUAAAAGAAUUGCCAGAAGAAAGAAGGAAGAGGCAAACAAGAUUACCUUUUUAAAGACAGAUAUCUCUCAGCAGUUUGGAAUCUGCUUGCAUUCGUUCUCAUCGCUAUCAGACAAGAUGGUAGUUCUCAAAAUUCUUCGCUGUGAUUUGGAUGUGUUAGAUAAGCCGGCCUUACUCGAGUUUCUGGCAAAGCCCGAGCUAAAUGACAUAUCUGUUAAUAUGACGAAGAAUUUUGAACCUUAUUCUACUGAUUGGCAGUCUGGCCAACCUCAAAAACCAGAUAAGGAUCCCGCAGAUUUGGCACGGGCAGACCGUAUCUACUUGGAGUUGAUUUAUAACUUGCAUCACUAUUGGAGAUCUAGGAUGCGUGCACUGAACACAAUGCUUACAUUUGAGAAGGACUACGAUGAUUUGGUUGUCAAGCUCGAAAAGGUUGAUUUGGCAUUGGACAGGUUGGAGAAAUCAGAUACACUGCGCCGUGUAUUUGAUAUUAUUUUGAUUGUGGGUAACUACAUGAAUGACACAUCCAAGCAAGCCAUGGGUUUCAAGUUGAGUACUCUUCAGCGCCUUAAUUUUCUCAAGGAUGGCAAGAACACAUUAUCGUUUCUUCACUAUGUGGAGAAGAUAAUCCACAAGAAUUAUCCUGAUUUAGAACAAUUUGUUAGCGACCUCAAGCCCACAUUUGCUGCUUCCAAGAUCAGUAUUGAACAGACAAGAGCAGAUUGCCAGAUGUUCAUUACUACCGUGAAAAAUAUUGACUCCUCACUGCAAAAUGGCAAUCUCAGUAACCCUGACAAGUUCCAUCCAGAAGACAGGUUCCUCAAGGUGGUUCUUCGCCGAUUACCUACUGCCAGAUCCAAGGCUGAACUUCUGAACGACAGGAUGAAGAUAGUACUUGACAGAUUUGAUACGGUGAUGAGAUAUUUUGGUGAAGACCCUGGAAGUGAUGAAUUUGCCAGAAAUACCUUUUUCAGCAAGUUCAGUGAGUUUGUGGAAAGUUUCGAGAAGGCGUCCAAGGAAAAUAGAGAAGCGGAGGAAAGAAACAGGUUAUAUGAGAUCAGUAUGCAAAGAAUGAAUGACGAAAGAGAAAAGGAAAAGAAACUAGAACAGGAAGGAGGCUUAUCAAAGAAUUCCGACAUGGAGAAGUUCCUCGAACAGUUAAGGCAGACAGGACCUCUUAGAUCAGAGCCAACGUCAGCUAAAAUUAGAGAGUGGGCCAAAAAGCAUUCGGCUAAGUCUCAGGUUGGUGCUUCUGCAGCUGCUUCUUUACCGUUAUCUCCUGUUGAGACUGAUACUGGUAUGAGUUUAGGUGUUGAGGAUGCUUCUCCAGUUGAAUUGUCAUCAGAAGAUAAAGAAGAGGAAAAUAUUCGUAAUAGGACUCACGAUCUCUUGAUGAAGUUAGCUCAGCAGAACCAUACUGUCUCACCCACAGCCUCGAAUAGUGACUUACAGUUCAGGUUGAGCGAUUUCAAACUUAGCGAUAGAAUGAAGCGCCGUCUGCAACAAAGCUCUAGGGCUAGCUCGGUGAGCUCGGUUGAGCUUGAUUCAAUCUCACGUUCUGGAUCAUAUUAUACUUCCAAAUCGCGUCUUGAUUUGGACUCAAGUCCGGUAGUGGAAGAAGGAUCAGAAUCUGAUGAGUUUAAGAAAGAGAGCGGUGGUGAGGAUGCUGAAUUCAAUGAUGCCCCAGAAAGCUUCGAAUGA